UCCUCCCGCUUGGUAGAGGACCUUGAACAGAAGAUUGUUCUGGCCCGAGAAAUGCUUGACGGUCUUGUUCGCAAACGUGAUGUUUUUGCUGAACAUUUAAAGAACGCCAAAGCGCUAUUACACCCUAUUCGUUCUUUAUCUGAUGACAUUCUACGCGAAAUUUUCGCCUAUUGUGGCAAAGACUGGGACGACUUCUACGCAACCUACACACCUCAUGAUUCCCUUAAUACAACAUUGCCACCAUGGACGAUAUCGCAGGUUUCCCGCAAGUGGAGACACGUGGCUGUCUCCACAUCGCGCCUAUGGUCUUCGAUAUCCCCCGAUUUUCCCUCU
Desarmillaria tabescens is the source of this 333-nucleotide messenger RNA. RefSeq lists its product as uncharacterized. The annotation marks the transcript as partial. The transcript has a single exon. Lineage: Eukaryota; Fungi; Basidiomycota; Agaricomycetes; Agaricales; Physalacriaceae. The record is from RefSeq and is a predicted model, not a curated record.